UAAGAAAUGUAUUUCUUAUUUUAGUAUAUUAUUAUUUUACAGACAUCUACUUCUGGCUAUGGGAUUACAAAUAAAGUAUGUAGAACCAAUUUUAUUUGGUUACAUGUUUUGUGCAUUUCUAAACAUGCCAAUGGAACAGCAGUUAGUUUACCAAAAGCUGUGUAAUAAACAUUUCAAUGGAACUUUUUGUGAGAAAAUUUAUACAUCACAUCAAAAACAAUAUGGAGAUUUCCAAAAUAUGAUUCAGAAAGAGACAGCACAAUGGAUUAUUUACUUGAAUGUGGCAAAAACCAUUCCUGCUGCUGUAUCAACCAUUCUUUUUGGAAUUUGGUCUGACAGAUUUGGUCGUAAAUUUUUCAUGAUACUACCUAUUAUUGGUGAUUUGAUUCUUGCCAUUAGUUCAAUCUUGAACUCGUAUUUUUUUCAUGCACCGGUGUCAUAUAUGCUUAUUGGAACUAUUAUAACUGCAAUGUUUGGAAACUUUGCUGCAAUUCUGUCUGCUACCUUUUCAUAUGUUGCAGACGUGUCAGAUAAAUCGUCUCGAACGAAACGUAUGGUUAUUUUAGAGUCUAUGGUUUAUUUUGGUUCUGUGGUCAGUAAUAUCAGCGGUGGCUGGCUGCUUCAGAAAUCAGGCUUUGUUGCUGUGUUUUCGUUGAUUGCUGCUGCUUUAGUUGCUCAGAUAAUAUAUUUAUUUUUUCUGAAAGAAUCGUACAAAAGAAGACUAUCAAAAGAUAAAAAGGAAAAAACGUUAAAUUGUAAUGCAAUAAAAGAAUCUUUAGAUGUUAUUUUCAAAAGAAGGAAGGAAAGGUUUAGAUUCACAUUGAUGAUUCUGCUCAGCUGCUUCACACUUUUGAUUUUGUUCUUUGUUGCUGUCAAUUCUGUAUCAAUUUUGUUUAUGCUGCAUCAACCAUUAAACUUUGCACCAUCUGCAAUUGGUUACUUCUUGGCAGGACUUAAUGGAGUUAAAUUUAUUGGAGCGUUGCUUGUAAAUUUUAUUUUGAUUCAUCGAUAUAAAUGGACAGACUAUUCUGUUAUACUACUUGCAUCAGUGAUGUAUUGUGGCUUUGCCUUGUCAAUGGGUUUAGCAAACAAAUAUUGGCACGUUUAUGUUGGUAUACUUUGGUGUCUUGGGUUAGGCACUGGAACAUCGUCUGCAAGAGCUGGUUUGUCAAAAAUUGUAACUGCAAAAGAACAAGGAAAGCUGUUUUCAGUGUUAUCGUCCAUUGAAGUUGUUAUUUCAUUGAUCAGUAGUACUGGUUUUACUGCAAUUUACAAAAGUACUUUGGACUUGACACCGAGUUUUUCAUUUUAUCUUCUAGCAGGAUUAACUGUGUUUCCAUUCACAUUCUCAAUCAUAUUAAAGAUUUUUGGUCAGAAAAGCUUUUAUGAAGUUUUGGAAGAUAAAGAAGAGGAUGAAGAAACUGAAAAAGAAGAGAAACAGACCGAUGUAGCGAAUGCUGAAAACUAUGGUGCUAUUAUAAAUUAGAUAUGUAUCUCGGAAGACCUGAAUAAACCAAUCAAUUGUAUAAAUCUCUUGGAAGAAACGAAACAAACAAAUGGCGAAUCAAACGAGAAUUAAGUUCCUGAUGGAUUGCUUUGGGAAUAGUAUAUAAUUCAGGGCUCCCAUUGGUCCUAAUUUUCCUACUUUUUUUAAUUCUGUCAAAAAAUCCUGAUUUUUCUUAAAAUAAUUUAAGGUUACUGUAAAGGAAACAAUUUAUUUUUUUAGGUUUUUUGCAAAAAAUUCAUGACGUAUAGAAAAAAAAUUCUCUUUCCAAUGACAUAUUUUAUAUUCUAUGAAAAUAUUUGGAACAUCCCUUUUUUCUGGAAAAAGCCUUUUUGGAAGUGUUUUACAUCCUUCACACCUUUGAAAAAAUAUGUGAAAAUGAGUUGAGCAUAAUUUUUGUAAACAUUAUGCAUAAUAUGGAACUGCCGUAUAAAAAUAUGCAUAAUAAUAUUUUUUAGAGAGUUUACUUUCACUAUCGAAUUAAAAAAAAUCAAAGUAGGAAUAUGCAUAUGAGCUGUCUCUUGUAAACCUGACUUCUGUCUAUUAAAGAUAAUUAACUCCUAUAUGUACGGAGGUGUGGCACCCGAGGGCCAAAAUAUGCUGAUAUCAGCAGCAAAUAUCUGAAAAUCAUAAAGCAGAACCACAUUUUUUUAAAAUUACCCAGAGUUCCUUGACGUUGUCCGUCAUUUUGGCUAGCGCUGAAACUUGUGACUGAGACGGGGUUGGAAGCUCAGGGAUCGUGGCUUGAAACUAAAGACAUGCAAAGAAAUGCCAUGAAUAGUACAAGGGAAGGAAGAGGAAUUCUUAAGUAAUUUU
Hydractinia symbiolongicarpus is the source of this 2320-nucleotide messenger RNA. RefSeq names its product proton-coupled folate transporter-like. Lineage: Eukaryota; Metazoa; Cnidaria; Hydrozoa; Anthoathecata; Hydractiniidae. Bases 59 to 1486 code for a protein of 475 amino acids. The transcript has 6 exons. Gene Ontology annotation, molecular function: transmembrane transporter activity. Gene Ontology annotation, biological process: transmembrane transport. Gene Ontology annotation, cellular component: membrane. The record is from RefSeq and is a predicted model, not a curated record.